CUUCAUGACUACAUCUUCUUCCCUUUGAGUCUUUGUACGAGUAUAGAAACAAUGUGCCGGAGCUCCAAAGAAGCCACCUCCUUAGCUUUCAAUUAUAAUACCAAUAAACUGUAUAGUACAUGUUUAUUCUUACCGAAAUACUACUUUAAUUCUAAUAGGUCGUCGCUACUACUUGGAAACCUUGAUUCGCCUGGAUGAUCCAAGCAUGUGGAUAUCCCAUUCAGAACGGCAAGGACGAUAAUAGCAUACUCGACAAGAACGAAUGGGCCACUUCCCAGACGAGAACUAAGCUGUCAAUAGAAACUGCGACGCUCAUUCUCCUCGUACACUUCCUCCAUUGUCUUCAGACUAUAUCCUAAUCGACGGCUUCCAUAUUUACUCCCAGAGAUACCACAUAUCCAGUUCGGAACUCCUUUCCCUUUGAUCGGAAUUAUUACUUUAUCGUCAAAGUAAACAAACGUAAAUAAUAAACAAGGGAAUAAUAAACAAUACGAGUCCGCGAACUCGCUUUCAGCGGCUUACCCAGGCUAGGCUACUACAACAUUUUAUUGUUUUUUUGCCUCUUGGGAUCGAAACUACAAUGGUCAAAACUUUAGUUGAUCUGUGCACCAAUGUGUGCAUUAAAAACGUCAAAGACAUCUCCGACGUAGGCAGCGCGCCUUACUCAAUUCUGCGCUCGAUCCUUCUGAAGAUCGACAAUCCCGCGCAACUACGAGAGGUGGAGGAGAGAUCUCCUCACAUCCAAGGCGAUGACGCCGAAUGUUGGCAGCGUCUCAUCAACCGCGAUUUCCCUCACCAAGUAAAGAAGCAUAACUUCGAACCACGCAACCCUACCCUGUGGCACAAAGUCUACGACAAAUACAAGAAGAUCGAAGUCGAGGAGAAGCGCGCUGCAUUGGAGAAGUUGACUUCUAGCCUGAAGACCAUUAAGAAGGAGAAGCAGGAGAAGGCCAGCAAGGUUAUCAAUUAUGACGCAAGGAUCCUCGGUCCCGCACCAGGUCGUCGCAAAGGCGUGGGCGGACGAGAGGUUGCUGGCGCGGGCGGUCUUCGAUGGGGUGGCGGAUCGCGAACUAAGACGACAUCGGCUCAGAGCAUUAUGCAGAAGGCUAGACGGGAAGCAGCCGAAAUCAGUCGCCGAAAUAAGCUCAUGACUCCCACCGGCCAACUACCGGUCCGACGGGGACAGAUCGUCCAAGCUCCGCUUGGUAUGCGAGAGGAGCAUCGGAUCAAGACUCUUCCUACUAUGCCUACUCCGAGGAGAAUUCAAGCGCCCCAGCCGCGUACCGGAGAGCGCUGGGAGCGAGAGCAGAAGGAACGUGAGGCUCGGUUGCUCAAAUUGAAGAACGGAACUACUACGAAGAAAACGACUAUUAUCUCGGACGACGAGUUUGAUGAAGACGACCAGUUCGACGACGACGACGACGAGGUCCGGGAGGGAGGUAGUUUGAAUGUUGAAGAGCUAGAGGAUCUCUUUGACGACGACACGCCUUCUACAUCCAAUGCCCCCAAACCCAUCAAGACUGCCGCGGUGUCUCAGAAUAAGCCCUCCUCUUCGCACUCAUCGGUCACCAACCUCAGCCUUACUCGCGCAUCUGGUUCAUCCGGUCUCGCUGGGAUGAAGAUGGGUCACUCCUGGAAGAACAACCCUAUGAGAAUUGUUCCCAUCGAGUCGCCUACGCAAAAGACGGCUUCUAAGUCAUCGGCAUCUUCUCCGCCAGCGGCCAAAUAUACGGCAGCUUCUCCUCCCCUACGACCCUCGAUGCCAUCAAAAGCAUCCUCUUCGCAUCCUCCCGCGGAGGGCUCUACCUAUACGGGUACUAGCAACUCAAGCGCCGACCCUAAACCCAAGCCCAAACCUAUGCUCGGACAGAAGCGAAAGGAACCUCCUAGCGUUUUCAUGAAGCCAAAGUCGAAGGGCCGACGAAUGUCCUAAAGGACAUAAUGUCCAGCGCGGGUUUUAGAUUGCUCGUUAGGGGUCAAGACGUAUGCAAGAUUCUAUCUAUUAGUACACGAGACCGCUAAGCAGCCGGCUUCGGCAAACUCAUUCUACGACGCUUUCGUCACUUUCUACGAGAUUUUCUCUUCUUUUCAACCACUACUAAAAUCGGUUUAAUCUCGAGGGAUUCUCUACUAUAGGAUGGGCGUAACGAUGAUAUCGGAUCUAUCGUUUCUCUGUACAACGGUUUUUUUUCUUCUCUUUCUAUUCCCCUUACGAGGGUACGAUGAUUUACACAUGGCGUCGGAGGAUAUGACAUUUGCAAGGAGAAAGGCUGCGUUGCGUUGCGGAUUUGCUUCUCUUUAUUCCAAGAAGGGAACAGAGAAGGCCAGUUACUAGAUAUGACAUUGAUGCCUGUCACCUCUCUCGAUACUACGGCAUCCUGGUGGAAAUGCGCCACGGAGGCUGGCCUGUAUAUGCAUAGCUCGGCAGUAGGAGGAUGGAUAUAUACUGCGGAAAGGAAGUAGCGGAUGAGCACGCUGCGUUUGUAUUUAGUCCAUGAGCUGCGGACUUUAUAGACAGCCACUGAUUUAUAAUGAGAUGCAUUGGGUUUUAAAA
This is a messenger RNA of Daldinia loculata, 2554 nucleotides long. Its product is annotated as RNA polymerase II transcription factor SIII subunit A-domain-containing protein. Bases 581 to 1933 code for a protein of 450 amino acids. The transcript is spliced from 2 exons. NCBI's taxonomy places the organism in Eukaryota, Fungi, Ascomycota, Sordariomycetes, Xylariales, Hypoxylaceae. Gene Ontology annotation, cellular component: nucleus; elongin complex. Gene Ontology annotation, biological process: transcription elongation by RNA polymerase II. The record is from RefSeq and is a predicted model, not a curated record.